Molecule: messenger RNA, 365 nt
Organism: Paramuricea clavata
Lineage: Eukaryota; Metazoa; Cnidaria; Anthozoa; Malacalcyonacea; Plexauridae
Source: the annotation of a GenBank genome assembly
AUGGGGAAUAUUGCCAACUCUGAUUGCUCCUUCUGCUUAAACUCUGAAACCCUUUUACACGUAGUUGCUGGAUGUCAUGCGUACCUCCCACAAUUUACAUGGAGACAUGAUGCUGUUCUGAACUUCAUAGCACAAACGCUACAACCUGUAAACAACUCCAAUCUUUUCGUCGAUCUUCCUGGUUAUAAAAGCCCAUCAAUUGUAACUGGUGACACAUUCCGUCCAGAUCUACUUCUAUCCAUCAACUUGGAUUGUCUCUAUAUCCUUGAACUUUCUGUUGGUUAUGAGUCUAAUCUACAAACAAAUGUUGAUCGGAAAAGAAGAAGAUACGAAGAUCUCAUUACACAGCAAAAGAAACAAUUUAA